Penicillium canescens is the source of this 954-nucleotide messenger RNA. RefSeq lists its product as uncharacterized. Gene Ontology annotation, molecular function: arylformamidase activity. Lineage: Eukaryota; Fungi; Ascomycota; Eurotiomycetes; Eurotiales; Aspergillaceae. The record is from RefSeq and is a predicted model, not a curated record. The transcript is spliced from 2 exons. The coding region runs from base 1 to 954 and encodes 317 amino acids.
AUGUCCGGCAUCCCCAAUCUCCCAGUGACAUACGAUGAUCUCCCCGACAAGCGUCGCUUCUGGCCUGGAGCCCCAGGCUCGGCGGAAGAAGGUCUUGGAAUGCUCCGAAUUCUCACUCCAAAAAUAGUCGCACAGGCUGCACAGUCCCAAAUUCAGACCGGCGAGCGAGUAUGCCUAAACUGGAAUAUGGAGAAUCUAAGCCCACCAGGAUUCGGCCGCAAACCAUUCGAACACCGUGUAAAAUGGGUCACAGAGGGCGUUGCAUUCGACGACGAGUACCACUUCAACCCACAACAAUCAUCCCAGUGGGACGGACUGCGACACCACAACGCACCAGCGCCAACACCCGAAAACGAAGACCGACGCGUGUUCUAUGGCGGCACAACGGCCGCUGAAAUCCAAGAUGAGAACUCAUCGCGCAUUGGAAUCGGGCACUGGGCAAAGAAAGGCAUAGCCGGUCGCGGCGUGUUAAUCGACUACGUCUCAUACGCGAAGAAAAAGGGCAUCAGUAUUAACGCGCUUACACGCCAGAUGAUCUCGCUGGACGAAGUCCUGGAGAUAGCACGCGACAGCAACAUCGAGUUUCAGAAGGGGGAUAUCUUCUUUUUGCGAGUUGGAUUGCCGGGGACGUGGGAGGGUAUGUCGGGCGAAGAGCGAUUGGCAUAUUCUCAGCAGGGGAUGCCACAGCAUGCGGGGAUUGAGCAAAGUGAGCGGGUCCUGAGGUUCAUCUGGGAUAAUCACUUUGCGGCGGUUGCUUCUGAUGCAGUUAGUUUUGAGGUUUUUCCUCCUCUUAACCCUGACUUUGAUUUGCAUCAUCAUCUGCUGGCUGGGUGGGGUGUUCCUAUUGGAGAGAUGUUUGACUUGGAGGAAUUGGCUGCGACGUGUGAGCGUUUGGGUCGCUGGAGUUUCUUUAUUUCGAGUAGUCCGUUGAAUUGCUCUAGGGGGUGUGUCUAG